UCCUUACCACAGCAACGAACCUCAAAGCCCGAUAACCGAUGCUCGCCAUCUAAUCCAAAACCAACCAACACUCAUCAAUCACCACGCUCGUUUCUUUGAUUUCGGUUUCUAGUCGCUCGCUAUUGUCAGCCCACAAUCAUCAUCAUGCUUCGGACAUUACCACGGCUUGCCGCCGUCGCCCUUGUUGGGCUUGACAUGGCAAAUGCCGCCUAUAGUAUCGCGACAGUCGCCGACAUCAAAAAGACAUCAGCCGACAUCGCAUUCGACAUGAUGCAAUACUACAAAGGGAACUUGACGGGACAAACACCAGGAAUCCUCCCCGGCCCUCCUCCAGCCGGUGAUUAUUACUGGUGGGAAGCUGGCGCAAUGUGGGGAGCUCUGAUCGACUACUGGAAAUUCACAGGCGACGCGUCAUACAACGAUGUUAUCACCCAAGCCCUCCUCUGGCAGGUCGGUCCGGGACAGGACUACAUGCCACUCAACGUGACCGCAUCCCUAGGAAACGAUGAUCAGGGCUUCUGGGGAAUGACGGCCAUGACAGCCGCCGAAAACAAUUUUCCUAAUCCACCAGCCGAUCAACCACAGUGGCUGGGCCUCGCCCAGGCUGUCUUCAACACACAGGCAAACCCCGAUAGACACGAUAAAACCUGCAAUGGUGGCUUGCGCUGGCAGAUUCCCCCGCUCAACAACGGAUACAACUACAAGAACAGCAUUGCCAAUGGCUGUUUCUUCAACCUCGGCGCCAGACUGGCGCGCUACACCGGAAACAAGACAUACGCCGACUGGGCCGAAACGACGUGGGACUGGAUGAGGGGUGUCGGGCUCAUGGACGACAGUUACAGCAUUCACGACGGCGCUCACGUCGAAACGAACUGCACCGAUAUCAACAAUGCUCAGUUUUCCUACAACUCUGGCGUCUUUGUCCUCGGCGCCGCCCACAUGUACAACUAUACCGACGGCUCCCCCGUCUGGAAGGAUCGCCUCGAUAAGCUCAUCAACGCCACCCUCGUCCGCUUCUUCCCCGACAAUAUCGCCUUCGAGCCCGCCUGCGAAGACCAAAUGAGCUGCACAACCGACAUGCUCUCCUUCAAGGGCUACGUGCACCGCUGGCUAUCCAUCACCACGCAAAUCGCGCCGCAUACGGCCCCCGUCAUCCUGCCCGUGCUCAAGACCUCGGCCGAAGCCGCUGUCCAAACGUGCACCGGCGAACAAAACGGCCGCAUGUGCGGGUUCAGCUGGAAAAAAAAAAAGUACGACGGCAGUCACGGGGUGGGUCAGCAGAUGAAUGUCCUGGGAGCGGUUUCUUCCUUGUUGAUUGAACAACCCGGAAAGGCCCCAGUGACCAAUAGUACCGGUGGAACCAGCAAGGGAAACCCGAAUGCGGGGAGCCAGAGCGACAGCUUUACGCAUGAUAAACCGGUGACGACGGCGGAUAAGGCGGGGGCGGGCAUUGUGACGUUUCUGUUGGCGGCUUCGACGUUGGGCACGUUUGUGUGGAUGGGCAUUGGUAAAUAGGAAGGCCA
Neurospora hispaniola is the source of this 1523-nucleotide messenger RNA. RefSeq names its product mannan endo-1,6-alpha-mannosidase. The transcript has 4 exons. Gene Ontology annotation, molecular function: mannan endo-1,6-alpha-mannosidase activity. The record is from RefSeq and is a predicted model, not a curated record. Lineage: Eukaryota; Fungi; Ascomycota; Sordariomycetes; Sordariales; Sordariaceae. Gene Ontology annotation, biological process: fungal-type cell wall biogenesis; carbohydrate catabolic process. Bases 145 to 1515 code for a protein of 456 amino acids.